CUCAUGACAUCUAGGAAUGAAGUCACAAACCAAAGCAGGAAGUCGAGAGGGUUUUGAAAAUACAAGGAAGAAGAACAGCUCCUGGAUUCCCAGGAGGGGUGCCAACUAGGUGUCCCCUGAGGCCCUUUGUCAGGGAUAACUUGCCCAAGAAUGUCACAAUGUGGGUACAGUGUGGAUCAAACUACAGUCAACCUAUAGGAUACCAGAUGAAGUGAUUGAGAAAAGGCGUGAACAUCUUCCUUUGGCAGACAGGACGGCAUGGAGCAGCCAUUUACUGUGAACACACUGAAAAAGUUAGCUGCUAUGCCUGACCACACAGAUGUCUCCCUGAGCCCAGAAGAGCGGGUCCGCGCCCUGAGCAAGCUUGGGUGCAAUAUCAGCAUCAACGAGGACAUCACACCUCGCCGCUACUUCCGGUCAGGAGUAGAGAUGGAGAGGAUGGCGUCUGUGUACUUGGAAGAAGGGAACUUGGAGAAUGCCUUCGUUCUUUACAAUAAAUUUAUAACCUUGUUUGUAGAAAAGCUGCCUAGCCACCGAGAUUACCAGCAAUGUGCAGUACCCGAAAAGCAGGAUAUUAUGAAGAAACUGAAGGAGAUUGCAUUCCCAAGGACAGAUGAAUUGAAAAAGGACCUUUUAAAGAAAUAUAACGUAGAAUACCAAGAAUAUUUGCAAAGCAAAAACAAAUACAAAGCUGAAAUUCUCAAAAAACUGGAGCAUCAGAGAUUGAUAGAGGCAGAAAGGAAGCGGAUUGCUCAGAUGCGCCAACAGCAGCUAGAGUCAGAGCAGUUUCUGUUUUUCGAAGACCAACUCAAGAAGCAAGAAUUAGCCCGUGGCCAGGCUCGAAGUCAGGAGACACUGGCACUGUCGGAGCAGAUCGAUGGGAAGGCUCUCUCCUGCUUUUCUACACACCAGAACAAUUCCUUGCUGAAUGUAUUCACAGAUCAACCUAACAAAAGUGAAGCAACCAACUAUACUAGCCAUUCACCUCCUGUCAACAGAGCCUUAAAGCCAGCAGCUACUCUGAGCGCCGUGCAGAAUUUAGUGGUUGAAGGAUUGAGAUGUGUGGUUUUACCGCGAGAUCUUUGCCACAAAUUCCUGCUGCUGGCUGAAUCGAAUACAGUAAGAGGAAUAGAAACUUGUGGGAUCCUCUGCGGAAAGCUGACACACAAUGAGUUUACUAUUACCCACGUGAUUGUGCCAAAGCAGUCUGCGGGGCCAGACUAUUGUGAUGUGGAGAAUGUGGAAGAAUUAUUCAGUGUGCAGGAUCAACACGGCCUCCUCACCUUGGGAUGGAUCCAUACGCACCCCACCCAGACCGCUUUCCUGUCCAGCGUUGACCUCCACACGCACUGCUCCUACCAGCUCAUGUUGCCGGAAGCCGUGGCCAUUGUGUGUUCCCCAAAGCAUAAAGAAUAUGCAAACAUGUGCUGGUAAAAGACAUGAAGACAACUGUGCUGGACCUGAGGUGAUACUCUCUGAGCCGAAGCACGCUCAGCACAGACACCUGCCUGUGGAUGUGUGGCUGCCGGAUAUCCUUAAGAUGUUUCCAGAAAUGACUGAUAUUUUAUAUUUAUACAUUUUAGAUCAGAAAGUUUGAUAUUUAUUGCCUUUGCACAUUUUGAAGUUUUCUUUUUCAGUUGCUUUGUCUCAAAAGAGGCCACCUGGUGUUAAAUCAAGGCCUAUCAAUGUAUCACAUACUACCACCAGAUAAUAAAUUGUGCUGCAGAUUAGAGUAUGUCUGGUUUUCAGGUCUUUAGAUUUUUACUACAUUUUAAAAAACUGAUGUGAAAUGUAAUUCCAAAUAAAAUUUGGGUGCAGAUAGUCUUUUGGGAGAGCCCCCUUUUCCCAUGGUAGAGGAAGACAAUUUCUAGUGGGAACAGGAGUGUGGCUGCAGUUGA
Molecule: messenger RNA, 1898 nt
Organism: Octodon degus (degu)
Lineage: Eukaryota; Metazoa; Chordata; Mammalia; Rodentia; Octodontidae
Gene: Stambpl1
Product: STAM binding protein like 1
Exons: 10
Coding region: 259-1434 (391 amino acids)
Biological process (GO): protein K63-linked deubiquitination
Cellular component (GO): endosome; membrane
Molecular function (GO): K63-linked deubiquitinase activity; metal-dependent deubiquitinase activity; protein binding
Source: RefSeq, a predicted model, not a curated record